CGCCGCUAGCCGACCAGGCCUAGACGGGUCACGGCACAACCAAAUUGAACGAAUCGUCAGCAUUGAAUCGCUGGUGAAGGAAGCAUCGAUAGGAGAUAAUGGAGGCCGAAGUCAGGAAGUACGUUUCAGACCAUUGGGAUCUUCAGCAGGAGGCGUUCAAGUAGAUUGCAGAAUCGUCAACAUCUUCGGCAGAAGGCGCUGCCGGAUCAUACACAUCGGCAGAAGGCAGGAACGCCGCCGUGCUUCUCAGGAGUUCAGAGUGGCGGCAGCGACCGAGGAUGCAGAUCUCAGGACGUAUUAGCCGUGUCGGGGAGUUCAUCGUCGAUCGAUGGGGCGCGCCGAUGCUCCCUAGACUGUAGCUGUUGUAGCCGGAGGAGGAGGCGACGACGUAGGAGACGAGCGGACGCCGGGCUGACAUUUAUUUUUUCACCUCAUCUGGCUUCCCUCGCUUCGUGGUCCGCUUUCUCGCCGGCGCACCAAGAGCCGAUCGCUUCGCCAUCAAAGGGAUGCCGCCGAGUAAGCGAAGUGAUUUCGAUCGACCUGACGUCACGGCGUCUUGCCAUCACUACCGUUCAUCAGACUGAAGUCGGACGGUUCCAGUUAUCGGAACCCAUGAUGCACCAAGUUUUUGAUGCGGACGUCCCACGUUGUUGCUCUCCAGUCUUGCCGAGUCCGCGCACUUCCGUCUCGGACUUCGCUUUUCUUCGUGAGUGUUUCGCUGGAAGCCAAGCUUGAUGUCCGGCGGCGAAAGUUCACUGGCUCCCAGUGGAAUCAAAGAUCCGAGGACGAUCGCCAGAAAGUAUCAGUUGGAGCUUUGCAAGAAGGCUGUGGAGGAGAACAUCAUCGUCUAUUUAGGUACCGGGUGUGGUAAGACGCAUAUCGCCGUGCUACUCAUGUACGAGCUCGGCCACCUCAUCCGCAAGCCUAGCAAGAGAGUGUGCAUCUUCCUUGCCCCCACCAUCCCCCUUGUUCGUCAGCAAGCUGUGGUGAUAGAGAAUUCAACAGAUUUUAAAGUUCAUUGCUACUAUGGAAAUCAGAAGAAUUUGAAGGACCAUAAUGCUUGGAAUCAAGAGAUUAAUAAAGCCGAGGUGCUUGUUAUGACACCUCAGAUAUUAUUGCAUAGCUUACACCAUUGUUUCAUUAAGAUGGAUCUAGUUGCUUUGCUGAUUUUUGAUGAAUGCCAUCAUGCACAAAAAGACAAGAGGCAUGCCUAUGCACAAAUAAUGAAGGAAUUCUAUGAUACUAGCAUGAAAAGUCCUCGCAUAUUUGGGAUGACAGCUUCCCCUAUCAUUGGAAAAGGAGCUACAAAUCAAGCGUUCUCUAGCAAAUGUGUUAAUAGUCUUGAGAAGUUGCUUGCCGCCAAGGUGUAUUCUGUUGAUGAUAAAGCAGAACUUGAAUGUUUUAGUGCUUCUCCAGAUGUUAAGGUUUACUAUUAUGAUCCAGUUUUUCGAAUGGCUUCAAGCCUCAUUGUUGCUCACUCUGACAAGCUCGAAGAAAUAAAGCUCCAGUGCAUCUCCAUGAUCAAAGAUAUGUUUUCUGAUGUCAGAGAACGUCAGAAAAAGAUCAAGAUUUUGUCUAGAUUGCAUGACGAUAUUAAUUUUUGUUUGAAUCAGAUUGGAUUAGUUGGAGCUUUAAAAGCUACACAUGGCCUUUUAGCUUCAGAUGUGACUGAUUUAUCAGAAUUAGAGAGAGUGAAGAUUAAUGGUGACAGCUGUCAUAUUCAGCACUAUUUAUCAAAGGCAAUGGCUGUGCUGCGCUCUAACUUAUUGGCUGAUAAUCAUGAUGCUGAUUCAUUGCACUUUGAAACCAUAGAAGAUCCAUUCUACUCAAAAAAAUUGAUGGUUCUUAUCAAAAUUCUGUCAUCCUACAGGGUACAAGAAUCCAUGAAAUGCAUAAUUUUUGUGAAGAGAAUUAUCAUUGCAAAAACUUUAGCCAAUAUCCUUCAGGGUUUACAGUCUCUUAAAUUUUGGAAAUGUGAGUUCCUUGUGGGUUGUCACUCGGGAGCAAACAUGUCACGUGGAAAGAUGAAUGCCAUUGUUGAGAAGUUCUCUUCUGUAAAGGUGAAUCUUCUAGUGGCUACUAAUGUAGCCGAAGAGGGUCUUGACAUCCAAACCUGUUGUCUGGUUGUGAGAUUUGAUCUACCAGAAACAGUUGCAAGCUUUAUACAGUCCAGAGGUCGAGCUAGGAUGACUACUUCUGAAUAUGUGUUCCUUCUGGAGAGAGGGAAUGAGCGUGAAAAAAAGUUGUUGUGUGAUUUUGUGGCUGGAGAGCAUGUAAUGAACUCAGAAAUUAGUAAUAGAACUUCAAAUAAGACCUUUGAUGAUUUGGAAGAGAUCAUAUAUAAAGUUGAUAGUACUGGCGCUUCAAUUAGCACAGCCUGUAGCGUUUCACUCCUCCAUCGUUAUUGUGACAAACUUCCUCGGGAUAUAUAUUUCACUCCUACACCUAAGUUCUUUUACAUUGAUGAUCUCGACGGAACCAUAUGUCAGAUUAUUCUUCCGCCGAAUUCUCCAAUUCGUCAGGUUGAUAGUCUGCCUUGUACCUCGAAGGAUGAAGCCAAGAGAAUUGCCUGUUUAAAAGCAUGUAAGGAGCUUCAUAAACGAGGUGCUUUGACAAAUUAUCUGUUGCCUGUUUCAACUGCUGAGGAAAAGAAUGGAUCACAAAAUCAUCUUUCAGGAAACAACAACAAUAAUAAUGAAGAUGAAAGCUCAAGUCAAGAACUCUAUGAGAUGGUGUUACCUGCUGUUCUUAGAUGCUCAUGGAAGAGUAAUGAUACAAAGAUAGAUAUGUAUUUCUACUAUAUUCAACUUGUUCCCAAGCCAAAGGAUCGACAUUACCGGAAGUUUGGUCUUUUUAUCAGCAAUCGUCUUCCUGAAGAAGCUGAAAGCUUGGAAGUUGAUUUACACCUUAAUCGUGGUAGGAUUGUGAAUACAAAAUUCUUAUCUCAGGGGAUUGUAACGUUUGACAAAGAGGAGAUGGUACUUGCACAGAAAUUCCAGGAAAUGUUUCUCAAGAUCAUACUUGACAGAUCAGAAUAUUCCUCGAAUUUUGUUCCCUUGGGCAUGCUUAAUGAAACUCACGAUGUCUCAUCAAACUCAUAUCUGUUGCUUCCUGUCACUGAACAAAUUUACGUGGAAAAGAAGAUUGACUGGACAACUAUAAGACGAUGCUUAUCAUCUCAAACCUUUACAAACAGAACAUCUGCAUUUAACAAAGCUUCCGAUUUCAAUGAUGACACUUUACAACUUCUCAGUGGUUCAGUGAAUAAAUCUGAUGUCUUAAAUAGCUUAGUUUUCACUCCAUAUAAUAACCUGUUCUUUUUCAUUGAUGAUAUUUACUAUGGAACAAAUGGCAAUAGUCCCUACCAGAAUACAAGCUAUGCAGAAUAUUACCGGGAUAGGCUCCAGAUCAAGCUAUCCUAUCCAGAACAACCUUUCUUGAAGGCCAAACAGCUCUUUGUUUUGCGUAACUUACUACACAAUAGAGUACAAGAGAAUACAGAGGCCCGUGUAUCAAAUGAGCAUUUCGUGGAAUUGCCUGCGGAGCUUUGUUCUUUAAAAAUAGUUGGAUUCUCUAAAGACAUUGGGAGUACUUUGUCUUUGUUACCAUCUUUGAUGCAUCGCCUUGAAAAUCUUCUUGUUGCUAUUGAACUGAAGAAUGUGUUGUCUUCAUCUUUCCCAGAGGCCUCUGAAGUUAGAGCUAGUUGUAUCCUAGAAGCCCUUACUACAGAAAAAUGUUCGGAAGGGUUUUCUCUUGAGAGAUUUGAAGUGCUUGGUGAUUCUUUCCUGAAAUAUGCAGUUGCCCGUCAAAGCUUUCUUUCCUAUGAGGCCCUUGAUGAAGGGCAAUUGACCAGAAGGAGAUCUGGUGUUGUGAAUAAUUCAAAUUUAUAUGAGCUAGCAAUUGCACAAAAUUUACAGGGCUAUAUACAUGAUGAUUCGUUUGAUCCAUCACAAUUCUUUGCACUUGGCCGCCCUUGUAAACAUUUUUGCAACACUGAUACUGAAUCUAUUAUUCAUCCUCGAGGAAAGAUCAAUGAGAAUGGUGGAGAUGAAAGAUGUAAUAUUAAAUGCACCAAAUCACAUCAAUGGCUGCAAAAGAAAACCAUUGCUGAUGUUGUUGAGGCUCUUAUUGGUGCUUUUCUUGUUGAAAGUGGGUUCAAAGCUGCAAUUGCAUUUCUACGUUGGAUUGGCAUACCAGUAGAUUAUGACAUUUCAAAUUUUUAUCGAGUUUGUGACUCAAGUAACAAUAAUUUGUCUCUUAUGAGUAAUAUCAAUGUGAAGGGACUGGAAGGAGAACUAGGUUAUAAUUUUCGUUUUAAAGGCCUUCUUCUUGAAGCUUUUGUGCAUCCUUCCUACAGUAAGCACUCUGGUGGAUGUUACCAGAAACUAGAAUUCCUUGGAGAUGCCGUCUUGGACUACUUGAUUACAUCAUAUCUCUACUCAGCUUAUCCAGAAUUGAAGCCAGGUCAAAUAACAGAUUUACGAUCAUUAACAGUUAACAACAACACUUUUGCAAAUGUAGCUGUUCAGAGAUCCCUUCAUAAGUAUCUGAUACAAGAUUCAAGGUGUCUUGCAGAAGCAGUACAUGAGUUUGAAAGUUUUGUUCUUUUAUCUGAUUUAGAAAAGGACCUCAUUGAGGAACCUGCAUGUCCAAAGGUACUUGGUGAUAUAGUCGAAUCUUCUGUUGGUGCGGUACUUCUCGACACUGGAUUUAACUUAAAGAUUGCUUGGGAUUUAAUGCAAAACCUAUUGAAAUCUGCUUUGGAUUUCUCUAGUUUUCAGAUUAAUCCUACUAGAGAUCUACGAGAACUUUGUCAGCAUUUGGGUUUCGUGUUGAGGCUCCCGGAGCCAAUUAAAAUCCAUGAAGUAUAUCUUGUCAAGGUAGAAAUUGAUAUAAAUGAUGUACCGUUGACAUUUAAAUCAAGCAACAAAAAUUCUAAAGCUGCUAGAAGAAUGGCUUCGCAAGAAGCACUUUCUGUGCUAAAGGCUCGUGGAUAUAAGCUUAAAAGUAAAACAUUGAAGGAAGUUUUGCUGUCAACUAAAAAGGGUGAAGCAAGACUGAUCGGAUUUGAUGAAGAACCUAUAGUGAUGGUCGAUCUGGAACAUGGUCUGGAGAAGUUGCAAAUCCAGAAUUCAGGAGACAUUCUACAGUCGUCUGAUUCUGGAAGAGGAAACGACCUGUUGAAAUGCAGUGUAAAUUCUAAGUCAUCUAGAGUAGAUUUAGCUGGUGCCAGGAUCACUGAAUCUUGCAACAUAAGUAAUGAUCACCAAACUCAACAAUCCAUGAGAAAUAAUGUUCAGACCAGUGAAUCAAGUGCAAAUGAAAAACACACCAAUACAGUUUUUUCAGUUCAGAAACCAGCCAAGUCACGGCUGAUGGAGAUAUGUGCUGCCAGCUACUGGAAUCCUCCAUUGUUUGAGUGCUGCAAGGAGGACGGUCCGAGCCAUCUAAAAAUGUUCACGUACAAGGUUAUAGUAGAGAUUGUUGGCGCUGAAUACUUAGAGUGCUUUGGUGAUCCUAAGCCACAAAAGAAAGCCGCUCAAGAUCAUGCUGCAGAGGGUGCAUUGUGGUAUCUCAAACACACUGGAUACAUACAGUAAUUCAUCUCUCACUCUUCUUCAAAUCCUUUUUCUUACUCAUCGACUCUACACGAUAAAUUAGCAUUGGAUAGUAGAUAGGGAUGAAAAGUAUAGCGAAAAUAUUAUCAUCAACUCUUCUAUGUACGCAUUGAUUGAUGAUGGCAUGCACUUGUGCUCACACAAUGCCUUGAGGUAAAUGACUCGCGUAGUCAUAGAAUGUCCCAAGGUAUACGACUCAUGUACUAAUAUCUGCACAAUCAAUAGCUCAAGGUAAAUGAUCCGUGUGUGCCUUUUAAGGCAAUUGAUUCUUGUAAAUUGUGGUCAUGAGAAUCGACUUUGCCUUUUCUAAGAUGCAAAUCAGUUUAUUUGUUCUUCAAA
Zingiber officinale is the source of this 5957-nucleotide messenger RNA. Its product is annotated as endoribonuclease Dicer homolog 4-like. The transcript has 26 exons. NCBI's taxonomy places the organism in Eukaryota, Viridiplantae, Streptophyta, Magnoliopsida, Zingiberales, Zingiberaceae. The record is from RefSeq and is a predicted model, not a curated record. Gene Ontology annotation, biological process: siRNA processing. Gene Ontology annotation, molecular function: protein binding; RNA binding; ribonuclease III activity. The coding region runs from base 735 to 5600 and encodes 1621 amino acids. Gene Ontology annotation, cellular component: nucleus; cytoplasm.